AUGGAGAAUAUCACAGACGAGCAAUUCCAACGCCUUCUUAACGACAUAGAGCAGAGCAGUGGGCCCGGACUGUUCGACACUUUCUUUGAUCCAACCUUACUUCCUGGGAAUGGCGAAGAUGGAAGUUUCCUUUGCUUUCCUCCUCUUCCGCCUAUCGAGGAAGAAGAAGUACCACCAAUAUCAGACGUUCCACCUCUUGAGGAGGAUGGAUACGCCUCUUCGAUCGCAAGCUCGGCGCCAGAGAAUGACCAAGCACUAACUAUGCUUUGGGUUGAGCGUCUUCUCGAACAACAGAGGGUGCAGCAGGAAAAGCUGAAUCUUGAAGUCGAAGCAUUGAGAACGACUCUCGAGACAAUCAGAAAGUACCACAUUGAGUCUCUCAACCCAUGGAUUGAGCAUGUUACGGAGACGUUGAAAAAUCUGGGAUGUAUGCUGGAAGAACCUCCAGCUUCUGCAACAGACGGCGAGUUCGAUAUCAAAGUGUUCGAUCGGUCCUGA
Penicillium subrubescens is the source of this 498-nucleotide messenger RNA. RefSeq lists its product as uncharacterized. The transcript has 3 exons. The coding region runs from base 1 to 498 and encodes 165 amino acids. The record is from RefSeq and is a predicted model, not a curated record. Lineage: Eukaryota; Fungi; Ascomycota; Eurotiomycetes; Eurotiales; Aspergillaceae.